AUGUUAUUCUCCUUUGGGGGUUGGAUACUAGUACCUAUUGUUAUUUGCUAUUCCGGCACGCCUCUAGACGGGUUAUGUCGAAGGUACCUCUGGAUGACCUUAUUCUUGUAUAACCAAGGUUUGCUGUUUUUUCUGGAUACCAAGGAAGAAAGGGGGGAGAGCAGGCGUAGUGUGAAGAAUGAUAGUGAGGAGAAAAAUACCAAGUUACAAAGUUGUGGAAUAUCAUCGUAUCAUCCUGUCAUAUCCUCUGCCUCGCAACUGUCGCUUGAUAGCCUAACUGGUACAGUCGGCCCACUCGGUCAAGCUAUCAGCUCAGAUCAACAUGCUAACCGUCUCCUCCUCUACUCGAUCCUGAACACGUCUUUUGGCUACUCCAAACCUCAAGUGUCCGAUGCCCAUGGGAUGGUUGUCCUUCUGACGGAUUGCUCCGCCUCCCACCUCGUAUCACAGCGCGCAUCCACGAGGCCGAUUCAUAUCCGUCAAGCCCAUCGCUCUCAUUACAACAUCCCCCAGAACCUCCAGAGAAAACCAUAG
Colletotrichum lupini is the source of this 534-nucleotide messenger RNA. RefSeq lists its product as uncharacterized. The transcript is spliced from 4 exons. NCBI's taxonomy places the organism in Eukaryota, Fungi, Ascomycota, Sordariomycetes, Glomerellales, Glomerellaceae. The record is from RefSeq and is a predicted model, not a curated record. Bases 1 to 534 code for a protein of 177 amino acids.